Fusarium oxysporum Fo47 is the source of this 826-nucleotide messenger RNA. RefSeq names its product peptidylprolyl isomerase ssp-1. Gene Ontology annotation, cellular component: nucleus; cytosol. Lineage: Eukaryota; Fungi; Ascomycota; Sordariomycetes; Hypocreales; Nectriaceae. Bases 244 to 777 code for a protein of 177 amino acids. The transcript has 4 exons. The record is from RefSeq and is a predicted model, not a curated record. Gene Ontology annotation, molecular function: peptidyl-prolyl cis-trans isomerase activity; protein binding.
GUUCCAGUUAGGUCGAGUUGAGAAGCGACGGGAGGACCCAGCUCCAUCAGCUCCAGCUUACCAUACCUUAACUGGUAGCCCAUCCAUCUCAUCACUCCUCUUCGCAGCACAUCUCUCAAGCUGCAACUUUUGCUUCCCUCAAAGACGACUUUUUUGACGAUCGAUACCCCAACGACGAGGCUGAAUACAGCUCAUUUUUGCUUUCGCUUACCCGCUUCAUCAAAGUCAACAACAGAUAUAAACAUGGCUGACACUGGUCUUCCUCCGGGCUGGGAGGUCCGACACUCCAACUCCAAGAACCUCCCCUACUACUUCAACUCUGCCGAGAAGCUCUCACGAUGGGAACCUCCCUCCGGCACCGACACCGAGAAACUUAAGCAUUAUAUGGCUACUAACCACAGCGCCGGCUCUCGUCCCGGUGCCGUCGCUGGUGUUCCCGAGGGCAAGAUUCGCGCUGCUCAUCUACUAGUCAAGCAUCGCGACAGCCGACGACCCAGCAGCUGGAGAGAGGCUGAGAUUACGCGCACCAAGGAGGAGGCUCUUGAGAUCAUCCAGGACCACGAGCAAAAGAUCAAGUCUGGUAGUAUCACACUUGGUGAGCUCGCUCUCACCGAAUCCGACUGCUCUUCUGCCCGUAAGCGAGGCGACCUCGGAUACUUUGGCAAGGGAGACAUGCAGAAGGAGUUUGAAGAUGCUUCCUUUGGCCUCCAGCCUGGCCAGAUGAGCGGAAUUGUGGAGACAGCUAGCGGCCUUCACUUGAUUGAGCGCCUGGAAUAAACUGAAAAGUAUAUAUAAUUGACAAAUUUUGUAAAUUGACAAAGCAGAG